AUGCCAUCCUUCUUUGGCCUGAAGUGUUUGGAGAGGUCAUGCAGCUCGGAGGAAGGCAAAGUCCUCUCAUCCCACAGAACCAGCACCAGGGGCUCGUACACACAGAGACUGGUUGUGAAGGACGUGAGCAUCACCGAGACCCCUUACCCCACUCACAGGCGAGCCACCAUCACACACCUGUUGUACCUACACCCGGAGGACCACUGCCUGCAUGAACACGUGUUUAACAGCCUUGGUCAUCUCGUGGCCCACCCUCAGGACCCUCCCCACUCAUCAGAGAAGCCUGUCAUUCACUGCCAUAAGUGCGGGGAGCCAUGCAAGGGGGAGGUGCUUCGGGUCCAGACCAGACACUUCCACAUCAAGUGCUUCACCUGCAAAGUGUGUGGCUGUGACCUGGCGCAAGGGGGCUUCUUCAUCAAGAAUGGGGAGUACCUCUGUACCCUGGACUACCAGCGCAUGUACGGGACACGCUGCCACGGCUGCGGAGAAUUCGUGGAAGGAGAGGUGGUAACUGCUCUGGGCAAAACCUACCACCCCACCUGCUUUGCCUGCACUAUCUGCAAGCGCCCGUUUCCACCCGGAGACCGAGUCACGUUCAAUGGGAGAGACUGCCUCUGUCAACUCUGUGCCCAGCCGAUGUCCUCCAGCCCCAACGAAGCUGCCUGCUCCGGCAAUUGCGCCGGCUGCGGUCGAGACAUCAAGAACGGGCAGGCAUUGCUGGCCCUGGAGAAGCAGUGGCACCUGGGGUGCUUUAAAUGCAAGUCGUGCGGGAAGGUCCUCACCGGGGAGUACAUCAGCAAGGAUGGUGCUCCGUAUUGCGAGAAGGACUACCAGGGGCUCUUCGGGGUGAAAUGUGAAGCCUGUCACCAGUUUAUCACGGGGAAAGUGCUGGAGGCAGGUGACAAGCAUUACCACCCCAGCUGUGCACGAUGCAGCAGAUGCAACCAGAUGUUCACAGAAGGAGAGGAAAUGUAUCUUCAAGGUUCCACCGUUUGGCAUCCCGACUGUAAGCAGUCCACCAAGUCAGAGGAGAAGCUGCGGCCGACCAGGACCUCGUCGGAGAGUAUUUAUUCUCGACCCGGCUCCAGUAUCCCUGGCUCACCAGGUCAUACUAUCUAUGCAAAAGUAGACAAUGAAAUUCUGGAUUACAAGGAUUUAGCAGCCAUUCCCAAGGUCAAGGCCAUUUAUGACAUUGAGCGGCCAGAUCUCAUUACCUAUGAACCUUUCUACACUUCGGGCUACGAUGACAAGCAGGAGAGACAGAGCCUUGGGGAGUCUCCAAGGACUUUGUCUCCCACCCCUUCAGCAGAAGGCUACCAGGAUGCUCGGGACCGGAUGAUCCACCGGUCCACCAGCCAGGGCUCCAUCAACUCCCCGGUGUACAGCCGCCACAGUUACACUCCGACCACGUCACGCUCCCCCCAGCAUUUUCACAGGCCUGGCAACGAGCCGUCCAGCGGCCGGAACUCCCCUCUCCCUUACCGGCCAGACAGCCGCCCUCUCACUCCAACUUACGCUCAGACCCCUAAACACUUCCAUGUUCCAGAUCAAGGGAUCAACAUUUACCGAAAGCCACCCAUCUACAAACAGCAUGCUGCCCUGGCAGCCCAGAGCAAGUCUUCAGAAGACAUCAUCAAGUUUUCCAAGUUCCCAGCAGCCCAGGCUCCAGACCCCAACGAAAUACCAAAGAUUGAGACGGACCACUGGCCAGGUCCCCCCUCACUUGCUGCCAGAGGAACUGAUACGAGACGCAGAUCUAGUGGCAGAGAGGAAGAUGAGGAAGAACUUCUGCGGCGCCGACAGCUCCAAGAAGAGCAAUUGAUGAAGCUCAACUCAGGCCUGGGGCAGUUGAUACUGAAAGAAGAGAUGGAGAGGGAGAAGGAGAGCCGGGAAAGGGCCGCUCUCCUAGCCAGUCGCUAUGAUUCUCCCAUCAACUCAGUGUCUCAUGCUCCAUCAUCGAAAACCUCGUCCCUCCCAGGCUAUGGCAAAAAUGGACUCCAUCGGCCUGUCUCCACCGACUUUGCUCAGUACAACAGCUACGGGGACGUCAGUGGUGGAGUCCGAGACUACCAGACGCUGCAGGACGGCCAUAUGUCUGGAAUGCGGAUGGACCGGGGAGUAUCUAUGCCCAACAUGUUGGAACCAAAGAUAUUUCCAUACGAAAUGCUCAUGGUGACCAACAGAGGGCGCAACAAAAUCCUAAGAGAUGUGGACAGAACCAGGCUGGAGCGUCACCUGGCCCCAGAAGUGUUUCAGGAAAUCUUCGGAAUGUCCAUACAGGAGUUUGACAGGUUACCUCUCUGGAGACGCAACGACAUGAAGAAGAAAGCAAAACUCUUCUAA
Messenger RNA from Elephantulus edwardii (Cape elephant shrew), 2343 nucleotides. It is a transcript of the gene ABLIM1, whose product is annotated as actin binding LIM protein 1. NCBI's taxonomy places the organism in Eukaryota, Metazoa, Chordata, Mammalia, Macroscelidea, Macroscelididae. Gene Ontology annotation, cellular component: actin cytoskeleton; stress fiber. The coding region runs from base 1 to 2343 and encodes 780 amino acids. The transcript has 23 exons. Gene Ontology annotation, molecular function: actin filament binding. The record is from RefSeq and is a predicted model, not a curated record. Gene Ontology annotation, biological process: cilium assembly; lamellipodium assembly; cytoskeleton organization.